Molecule: messenger RNA, 1280 nt
Organism: Musca vetustissima
Lineage: Eukaryota; Metazoa; Arthropoda; Insecta; Diptera; Muscidae
Product: G-protein coupled receptor dmsr-1-like
Exons: 2
Biological process (GO): G protein-coupled receptor signaling pathway
Cellular component (GO): membrane
Molecular function (GO): G protein-coupled peptide receptor activity
Source: RefSeq, a predicted model, not a curated record
AAUAUGCACCAUGAGUCUAAAUACUUCCAAUGUAAUAUACUGUGAUAAAAGUUUUGAUGAUUUCCACACAAACUACAAACAUGUACACGGACAUCUUUCGGUGGUUGUCUGCCUGCUGGGCACCAUGGCCAAUACGCUCAACAUAAUGGUAUUAUCGCGACGUGAAAUGCGCACACCCACCAAUGCCAUUCUAACCGGCCUGGCCGUGGCUGAUUUAGCCGUUAUGCUCGAAUAUCUGCCCUAUGCCAUUCAUGAUUACAUUCUAUCCGAAUACUGGACACGAGAACAACAGCUGAACUAUCCUUGGGCAUGUUACAUCAAAUUCCAUGCCAUCUAUGCUCAGGUAUUGCACACCAUUUCCAUUUGGUUGACGGUAAUGUUGGCCGUGUGGCGUUAUAUAGCGGUUACCUAUCCGCAAGUGUCUCGCGAAUGGUGCGGCAUGACUAAUACUGUGAUUUCAAUAUUGCUGGCCUAUGUUAUAUGUGGAUUGGUGGUCACACCCUGGCUGUACUUAGUCAGUUCGGUGGCACAAUUCGAGGAGGUGGUAACCGAAAACAAUAAAGUGCUCUAUUCAAGGCCAUUGAGUGAAUACAUCCUAAAGUACCAGACCAAACAUGAUUAUGCGAAUUUCUCUAAGCUCAGCACUUUAAAUGCCACUGGCGCUGUGCAGAGCAGCAGCAGCAACAGCACCAACAACAACAACGACAGCGACACCGACAUGAUGAUGACGACGGCAAACAAUGCCUCAUUAUUGCAGCAUCAACAUCACAAUAUAACAGUCUAUCGUCUGUAUCACAGCGACAUGGCACUGCAGAACAACACCCUGCGUUUGGGCACCCUGCUCGUCUAUUCGGUGCUGAUAAAACUGAUACCGUGCAUAGCACUCACGGUACUCUCGUUGCGUCUAAUAACCGCCCUCUUGGAGGUGAAAAGACGCCGACAAAUGUUACACAGUCAAUUGCUAAAGGCCGAGGAGAAAUCUUCACAAUCGAAUGCAAGUCAGACAAUGCCGGCGGGUGUGGGCGGAAGUGGCAUGGCUGGUGGGUCGAACACAGUCGUUGCUGGUACCUCGCCCCUCGUCGAUGCCAACCAAAUGGCCAUGAACUCAACACUGAUGAUACGGAAAAAAAUCGAUAAAGCGAAACAAACGGAUCGCACAACGCAAAUGCUGUUAGCGGUGUUAAUGUUGUUCCUUAUCACCGAAUUGCCCCAGGGCAUAAUGGGUCUGCUCAAUACGAUAUUGGGUGAGGCGUUCUUUAUGCAGUGCUAUCUGAAAUUGA